This is a messenger RNA of Exophiala viscosa, 1545 nucleotides long. RefSeq names its product cytochrome P450 oxidoreductase. The coding region runs from base 1 to 1545 and encodes 514 amino acids. NCBI's taxonomy places the organism in Eukaryota, Fungi, Ascomycota, Eurotiomycetes, Chaetothyriales, Herpotrichiellaceae. Gene Ontology annotation, molecular function: iron ion binding; heme binding; monooxygenase activity. The record is from RefSeq and is a predicted model, not a curated record. The transcript is spliced from 3 exons.
AUGGCUUUCUCUUUGGGGCCCUUGGGAGGGCUGUUUUCUGUCUCAGCCCUCCUGUGGUCACCAGCAAUCCUUGUCACGUACUGGAUCUGUUGGAUUGUGUAUGCACGCCAUUUCCAUCCUCUGCGAAAAAUCCCGGGACCAUGGCUUGCAUCUAUUAGCAGGCUUUGGUACAUGCAGCAGAUAGCUCGAGGAGACAUGGAACACACUCAGAGACGCCUGCACCAACAAUACGGGCCUCUCAUCAGGAUCGCGCCAAAUGAAGUGGCUUGCGCAUCGCCCGAGGCCAUCAAACGUAUCUAUCGAAACCAAGGCGGUUUUGACAAGACUGAUUUUUAUACUGUCUGGAACAGUCAGAACUACAGCAAACACCCAGACAUGUUUACUGCCAUCAGCGAUAAGCAACAUGGGGAGAGACGACGCAUCUUCAACCACGUCUACACAUUAUCAAAUGUGUUGAAGUCGGAAGAAUACAUUGACAAAUGUUCCGAACUGUUCCUGGAACGAAUAGCCGAGUAUCAAGAUGGAACCAAGCCAUUCGACCUGGGGAAAUGGCUGCAAAUGUACGCUUUCGACGUCAUUGGCGAGCUCUAUUUCGGACGGAUGUUCGGCUUCCUGGAGACGGGCGCGGAUCACGGCUCGUGGAUAGAGUCGCUCGACUUGCUCAUGCCUUUCUUGUGCAUGACGGCUGUGGCUCCUACUUACCUGCGGACUCUGAUCCUCAUGUCGGCGCUCGUGGUUCCAGGUUCCCUCAAAGCACUCAAGGCUAUCGACAACAUCGGCGUUGCGGCCAGGAAGUGCGUAGCCGAACGAUUUGACAACGCUAGCAAGGACGAGGGACAGCACAGGACAGACAUAGUUGAGCAGUUGCACGAGAUCCAGCUUGAAAAAGGUGAGAAGGUCGAUUUCCGGAUCGGAGACAUUCAGCAGGAAGCUUAUGUCGCGUUGUUUGCGGGAUCUGACACAACAGCGAUUGCAUUCCGGUCUGUGUUUUAUCACCUCAUGAAAUAUCCAGCCGUGUAUGAGCAGCUGCUGCAAGAAAUCGAUACGGCUGCUGAGAAGGGCCAACUGAGCUCCCCCGUCAAGUACGCGGAAGCGGUCAAACUGCCGUUCCUGUGUGCCUGCAUCAAGGAGGCGCUACGUAUGCAUCCAGGCGUUGCAUUAACCAUGGCACGAAAGGCACCUGCCGAAGGUAUCGAGCUCUGUGGGACAUAUAUUCCCGCCGGUUAUCGUGUUGGCAUGAAUGGGGCCGUGAUUCACUUUGACAAGUCAAUCUUUGGACCUGAUGCCGACGAGUACCGUCCCAGUCGAUGGCUGGAGGGAGAUACGUCGACGAUGGAAAAGUGCAUGUUGCACUUCGGCGCAGGGACCCGGACAUGCAUUGGCAAAAACAUCUCGCUGGCCGAGCUUCACAAGCUGAUUCCGUACCUGCUCCGAAAGUUCAAGGUCGAAAUGUGGGAGAAGGACAAGACAUGGACGACCAGGAACUUGUGGUUCAACAAGCAGGAGGGUCUUGAAGUACGUGUGACAGCACGCCGAUCCAAGUAG